GCCUUCCCUCGCCCAGCCAACACGCUGCCUGGCUUCCCUCCUGACGAUCACUCCGGCGGCUUCCAGAUAUGCAGAUCAGCACGGUUGUGGCGAUGGCGCUCCUGGUCGGCUCGGGAACGGCCUGCUUCAUCACCAACUGCCCCCCAGGUGGCAAGCGGUCCUCUCCUUCGGCACAGCUGGGUAGUGUUCGCACGUGCGCACAGUGCGGCCCGGGACUGCAAGGCCGCUGCAUGGGCCCCGACAUCUGCUGCGGACCUGAAAUCGGCUGCUACAUGGGGACCCGCGAGGCCUUCCUGUGCCGCAGCGAAAACCUGGUACCUGUGACCUGUAGGAACGACGACCUGAAGGCAUGCGGGCGGCAGCGUGAAGGGCGCUGUGCCUCCUCCGGCGUGUGCUGCACCGAAGUGAAAUGUGAAUUCGACAUGAACUGCGUGAUCGAGGGCGUGGACAGACACCGGUACUCCCUGCUAGACACUCUAACCGACGCCCAGUGGAUCUGAUCUGGCCUCUUUGACCUCAGCUUAUCAGGUCAACCCAGGCUACCCACGUCAGAGUGCCGGAAAGCGUGAAAUCUCCUUAUAGUGUUUGUUCGUACGUGUCAUUGACAAUUAUCAUUUAUUUCAUUUCUUUUCCAACUCGGUCCUUACAGCACACACUGUUAUAAAAAUCCACCUGCCACGAGAAGAUGGUCAAUAAAGCAUACCAUGUUGUCCUCCCUUAGGUGUACAUGUCAACGACGAAGCUCAGAAACAUGACUCAUUAGUGUUAGAUUCUAAGGUUGUUCA
Penaeus indicus is the source of this 785-nucleotide messenger RNA. RefSeq names its product oxytocin-neurophysin 1-like. Gene Ontology annotation, cellular component: extracellular region; secretory granule. Gene Ontology annotation, molecular function: neurohypophyseal hormone activity. NCBI's taxonomy places the organism in Eukaryota, Metazoa, Arthropoda, Malacostraca, Decapoda, Penaeidae. The record is from RefSeq and is a predicted model, not a curated record. The transcript is spliced from 4 exons. The coding region runs from base 69 to 500 and encodes 143 amino acids.